CGCCUGCGCGCAGCCGGCCGCCCAGCCGAUCCUGCGGGGCGGUGCGGGCUCUGGCUGACGCGCCGGCGGCCGCGGCUCCUCUCGGUUUCACCACCAGCCGGGGCUCGGGCCGGGGCCCGGGCCCCCGGGACAUGACUUCCCGGAGUGCGCAGGGCGACAGCCCCACCUCCAGUCUCCCGGACAGAGGCGCGGAGACGGCAGGCUUUAACGGGAAAAGGAAGAAGAAAGUGGCAGAGAUAUACCAGGCUCUGAACAGCGAUCCCACUGACGUCGCUGCCCUCAGACGCAUGGCCAUCAGCGAAGGGGGGCUCCUGACUGACGAGAUCAGGCGAGAAGUGUGGCCCAAGCUCCUCAACGUCAGCACCAGCGACCCACCUCCUAUAUCAAGGAAAAGCCUACGAGAGAGCAAGGACUACCAGCAAGUGCUUCUGGACGUCCGGCGGUCAUUGCGGCGCUUUCCUCCUGGCAUGCCAGAAGAACAGAGAGAAGGGCUCCAGGAAGAACUGAUCGACAUCAUCCUCUUCAUCUUGGAGAGCAACCCUCAGCUGCAUUACUACCAGGGCUACCAUGACAUCGUGGUCACGUUUCUGCUGGUUGUAGGAGAGAGGCUGGCAGUGUCGCUGGUAGAAAAAUUAUCUACUCACCACCUCAGGGACUUCAUGGACCGGACAAUGGACAACACCAAACACAUACUAAACUAUCUGAUGCCCAUCAUCGACCGGGUGAACCCCGAACUCCACGACUUCAUGCAGAGUGCCGAGGUGGGGACCAUCUUUGCCCUCAGCUGGCUCAUCACCUGGUUUGGGCACGUGCUGUCUGACUUCCGGCACGUCGUGCGGUUAUACGACUUCUUCCUGGCCUGCCACCCUCUGAUGCCCAUUUACUUCGCCGCCGUGAUCGUGUUGUAUCGAGAGCAGGAAGUCCUGGACUGUGACUGUGACAUGGCCUCCGUCCACCACCUGUUGUCCCAGAUCCCUCAGGACCUGCCCUAUGAGACGCUGAUCAGCAGAGCCGGAGACCUCUUUGUUCAGUUUCCCCCAUCUGAACUCGCGCGGGAAGCAGCGGCCCAGCAGCAGGCAGAGAAAACGGCAGCCUCUACCUUCAAAGACUUUGAGCUGGCGUCAGCCCAGCAGAGGCCUGACAUGGUGCUGCGGCAGCGCUUUCGGGGACUUCUGCAGACCGAGGAGAGAACGAAGGACGUCCUGACCAAACCAAGGACCAACCGCUUUGUGAAGCUGGCGGUGAUGGGGCUGACAGUGGCGCUCGGCGCGGCCGCGCUGGCCGUGGUGAAGAGCGCCCUGGAGUGGGCCCCGAAGUUCCAGCUGCAGCUGUUCCCCUAGAGGCCGGGGAAGGUGCUUCCUCCGGCGUUACUCCAAGGCCUCGCCCUUCCGCGGAAGGGUGGGAAUGGGUGGAAUGUCCUUUAUUAAAAGGGUUUCUGUCAAGGGUUUUCUAUUCCUACCAGCCUUCCCGGCCUGUCCAUGGUUUGCCUUCGCCUCAGAGGCCAGGAACAGAGCCUGUCUGACCCUGGGCACAGGCCCGGGUGUAGAGCUCUUCCCCUCACAGUGGGCUUCCGAGUGGGCUCUCCGCUGCCGCCUCUUGUGUUGGAGGAAGUGGUUUGUUUGUUUUUUUAAGCUCCCAACUGCCUUUGGAACCUACUAGGCCUGGUCACUGGGGACCCUUUUGGCUGCCUAGUAGUAAGAUGGAACACUGAAUGCCCGCCUCAAAGCUCCUCCUGUCCUGUCUGCUCUGGCCGGACGAAGAGGGAAGGAGCCACUGCCAAAGAACUCGGACAGCGGCACGAAGGCGAGGGGCAGAGCAGGUCAGCCCAGGAACAAGAUCCGCCCUUCUUAGGAGCCGCUCCGUCAGCUGGUCAGAAAUCAAAGGGACACGUGGGAACUAGGUUACUGGGUGAAGCCUGCUGCUUUUCAGCCUAGAGGUCACAGGUACUGUAAAUCAAGUGAGAAGAAAUGUUGAAUACCAGGGCCCAGACGUAGACUGGCUUUACCUGCCCUUUUUUUCUGCCUGUUCUCUUCCACAAGCCACAUGAAGUUGCUUAUAGAAGACAGUUUUUAAAAAUAUUUUAUUUAUAUAUUUUUAGAGAGAGAGGAAGGGAAGAAGAAAGACAGGGAAACAUCAAUGUGUGGUAGCCUCUCGCACACCCCCUACUGGGGACCUGGCCUGCAACCCAGGCAUGUGCCCUGACUGGGAAUCGAACCCUCGACCCUUUGGUUUGCAGUCGGGCGCUCAAUCCACUCAGCCACACCAGCCAAGGCAUAAGACACUUUGAUUGCUAUUUUUAGAAUUAUGUAACACCCAUCACAUAAAGCACCCUCACUUUAAAAAUAAUAGUUCCUGGAAAAAAUUAGUUCUCAUCGGAAGGAUGAGCUUCAAAGACCCUGCAGUUUCGUUGUUACUCAAUUAUUUAACGUUUCACUUCAGCCAGAGUGGCUGUUUGUAAACAGCUCCGCACUUCCAGAGCGCCCAUUCGUGUCUGCCUUUGCUGUUUGCUUCCGGUCGCCGUCUGUUCCCAAAUAGGCACCCAUUCACUACCUUGGCUUCGUUUUGGGGCUUAUCUUCCUAACUGCUGGUCUCUCCUUCCUGGUUGGGAGUGCCAGUGGAAACGUUCAGCACCCAGAAGGGGACAGACCGCAGCCUGAAGAGUGUGGUCAGGGCCGGCCACAGCCGGUUCCCUGCACCAUGCCGCCUGGGGGCCCUUCCGGCCCAGGGAACAAGAUGGGUCAUUCAGUCCUUCUGGGACAGCUUUUCCUGUAAGUGAAGCCAGGUUUGUUUUAGAUUAAUUCUGGCUUGAAAAAAAAAGUGCCUUUUGCUUCUUCAAAGAAUUGGGGUUGUAUAGUACGAAGCAGCCAUGUACUUUCAUUUUCCUGGUCUCUCUCUGGCACUGCUCCGUCUUGACAAGUGUUUCAAUGUGAACGUGCCAGAAGCACUCCGCCCACCACACCCAGACCCCCACGUCCUUCCCGCUUGCUCUCCAUGUGCCGAGCGGAGGGCGUUCAGUGUGCCAGGCAGUGGGGAAGCCCAGGGAGGUUAGGAGAGGCGUCUACACUAAGUCACACUCGGCACUUUACAACAAGACGAGCUCUCGGUGAAGGGUCUGCGGCAGGGGUCCCACCUGGGGUGGGCGUGAUGUGGAUGGGUUCAUCUGGGAAGUGGCAGAUACGUGGUGACAAAGGUGGUUCUUUCAGGGUCCAGAGCUGACGAUGUGACAGGUGUCCCCAGGCUUCUCCCUCAGCCAGUCUGUCCUCUGUCGCACACGGACAGCCGCAUUGCCCCCCGCUGCCGCGGCACCAAGCCGUGUGUGAACCAACAUCGAAGGGGUUGGUGGGGGGUGGGGAGGAGAGCACGUGGCCAGGGUCCCGGGGCCACAGCCCUUCGGAGCCCGGGAAGCAGGUGGCAUUUGCUUCUGUUGUGACCUAAGAAGGAGCAAGUUCAUCCGUUUUAUAGCUUUGCUGACAUCAGGAUUCGCCCCAUCGGUGAGAAGAAAACAAUCUUUUUACCUUCAGGUGGUUUACUGUUCUGUAAAGAAUAUGUGUAAAUAUUUUGUACAGAGCCCUAUAUGAAAUACACAGCCAUAUGUGGUUACUAA
Messenger RNA from Phyllostomus hastatus (greater spear-nosed bat), 3604 nucleotides. It is a transcript of the gene TBC1D20, whose product is annotated as TBC1 domain family member 20. Lineage: Eukaryota; Metazoa; Chordata; Mammalia; Chiroptera; Phyllostomidae. The record is from RefSeq and is a predicted model, not a curated record. The coding region runs from base 132 to 1340 and encodes 402 amino acids. The transcript has 8 exons. Gene Ontology annotation, molecular function: GTPase activator activity. Gene Ontology annotation, cellular component: endoplasmic reticulum membrane. Gene Ontology annotation, biological process: endoplasmic reticulum to Golgi vesicle-mediated transport; positive regulation of GTPase activity.